Messenger RNA from Zerene cesonia (dogface butterfly), 1188 nucleotides. It is a transcript of the gene thoc6, whose product is annotated as THO complex subunit 6. The record is from RefSeq and is a predicted model, not a curated record. Bases 185 to 1162 code for a protein of 325 amino acids. Gene Ontology annotation, biological process: mRNA export from nucleus. NCBI's taxonomy places the organism in Eukaryota, Metazoa, Arthropoda, Insecta, Lepidoptera, Pieridae. The transcript is spliced from 4 exons. Gene Ontology annotation, molecular function: protein binding. Gene Ontology annotation, cellular component: THO complex; transcription export complex.
GACGAUAGAUCAGUGAUCACAGAGUACAAUUUGGCUUUGGAAUUUGGAUUUUAGAUCACAAACAAAGUUUGUUGACACACAUUUACAUUAAAGAGAGGUUAGGUGUUUAUUUUGAUUCUACAAAAUAAAGUAAAGCGAAAGUUUUAAGUAGAGCGAUUAGUAAAAAGUAAAAACUACUUUUAUAAUGAUUGACAAAGUUUUAUAUAACACUAUACUUUGUCAAGCGUUUUCGCCUUGCGGAAAAUAUUUGGUAGCCGGUGAUAUUUAUGGAGAAAUCGGUAUUUUUGACUUAGACGGUAUCCUGCGUCCCGAUCCAGAUUUUAUUGCUCCGGACUAUAAUAAACCCAAAAAAAUACACAAAAUCACUUCAGGCGCUUCAAUAUGUAGUCUAGCAAGUAUAGAUAAGUUCCUAAUAGCUGGUACAGUCAAUGAAAUACUUGCUUGGGAAUGGAAAGCUAUUGUAAGUCCAAAAUUAAGUAAGCCUUCAUGGACUAUCAAGAUAAAAUCUCAGACAUUUAUAGAACAAUGUGAUAUAAAUAGUUUAUGGGUAUCCGAUGAUGCAGAGAGACUGUAUGCUGGCUGUGGAGAUAAUAAGGUGUAUGUUUUUAACUUGGAAGAUGGUAGCUUAUUAACUAAGUAUGAGGGCCAUGAAAAUUAUAUACACUGUAUUCAUGGAAACAAUAACCAAUUGAUAUCAGCGGGGGAAGAUGGUUUAGUAAUGCUCUGGGAUCACAGAACAGGGAAAGCUCAAAACAAAAUAGAGCCACAUAAGAAUAGCAAGGUAGCUCGCCCUGACAUUGGAAAAUGGAUUGGUGCUGCCUCAUUGGGUGAAGAUUGGAUUGUUUGUGGUGGUGGCCCUCGUCUCGCACUCUGGCACUUACGAUCCCUUGAUGCAGUGACUGCCUUCCACAUUCCUGAUCACGGUAUACACGUGGCCUCUUUCCAUGAUGACUGUGUAGUCGCUGGUGGAACAUCAAAGCACUUGUACCAGCUCAGUUAUUCGGGAGAGAUCAGAGUUGAACUGCCAGUGUCAUCCACAACAGUUUACUCUGCAAUUAUGCGAUCAGAUCCUAAUAAAGUGCUAGCUAUCGCUGGUUCCAGUCCGGAUAUUGAUUUGUGUACGACUUUCAAUUAUAGAGAUCAAGUGUUGAGAUUUGGAUAAGGUGGAAAUAUAUUUUUUAACAAGCC